CGCAAGCUAUCGCGGAUAUAUAAAGCGGAUCGAGGCAUCUCACCUAGUCAUCGUGUCACCACCACACACCCGUGCGUCGAUCCGUAGCUGCCCACGGGCGGUUAACGGUCAUGGAGCACCACGCUGCGAUCUUGGAGGCCGGCGGCCAGGAAGGGGUGGAGCGGCGGAAGCAGCAGCAGCAGCAGCUCGUGCGCGAGCGCGGCCGGCGCAUCAAGGCGGCCGCGGAGCUGGGGCUGGCGCGCUCGUCGCGGGGCCGGCAGUGGGGCCGCGCGCUGGGCCGCCGCGUGGGCCCGGAGGACGAUGCCUCCUCCCCCUUCGAGGUGACCUCGUCGUCGACGAUGGGCAAGCGCGAGGCGCAGAGGAAGGCAGCCUCGGCGGCGGCGGAGGAGGAGGAGGUGGAGGAGGUGGCGGUGGAGGAGAAGGUGGCGCUGCUGCGGCGGCUGGUGCCCGGCGGCGAGGGCAUGGCGGUGGAGGGCCUGCUGGAGGAGACGGCCGACUACAUCGCCGCGCUCAAGGCGCAGGUCGGCGUCAUGCGGGCGCUCGCAUGCCUGCUCUCCGGCUCCGGCCUCGACGCGCUGACGGUCCCGGAGAAGGCUGCCGGCGGCCUCCUCAGGCCGGAGAAGCAUCAGUGAGAAGGAACAGCAGCAAGCGUGUCCUUCCUGGCCUCUUCUUCCGGCUAGUGAGUAGUGACCCGAGCUUCGUCGUCAGGUUCGUCUCCGCGCGUUUGGGCACCUGCCGUUUGGAGCAGCCAGCGCAGCUAAGCUCUUGCGGUGUGGGUGCUUCAAUUCGUCGUGUUCCUACUACCUGAAAAUGUCACGGCAUUUUUGUUUGAGAAUUGAGAGGAUGGAGAGAAUCAGAGAAAGGAGCAGUGGAUCCAGCACGCUGGUCCUAGCGAACUAGGCUGCAUCAGUUGAUCAGUUGAUGGGAGCAUAGCAUGUGGGCUGUGGCUCGUGUAAAAUACUAUGAAUUGCAGGAGUACCUUUUCUUCA
Messenger RNA from Panicum virgatum (switchgrass), 989 nucleotides. Its product is annotated as transcription factor PAR1-like. The coding region runs from base 111 to 632 and encodes 173 amino acids. The record is from RefSeq and is a predicted model, not a curated record. Gene Ontology annotation, biological process: regulation of DNA-templated transcription. The transcript has a single exon. NCBI's taxonomy places the organism in Eukaryota, Viridiplantae, Streptophyta, Magnoliopsida, Poales, Poaceae.